Molecule: messenger RNA, 1719 nt
Organism: Thunnus maccoyii (southern bluefin tuna)
Lineage: Eukaryota; Metazoa; Chordata; Actinopteri; Scombriformes; Scombridae
Gene: tectb
Product: tectorin beta
Exons: 11
Coding region: 396-1502 (368 amino acids)
Cellular component (GO): cell surface
Source: RefSeq, a predicted model, not a curated record
UGAUCGACAUUUCAUUUGAUAAUGAGAAUAAUCAUAAGUUGAAGCCCUAAAAUAUAUAUCAAAUACAUUAAUGACCCUCAUACCAGUCGUAAUUGUUUUGUAAAAUUGACAAAUUAUCCAUAUACUAGAAAAGGUGAUUUAAACCCUCUGAGUGCUAAUCCCGAGAGACACUGGUGAUUUGAAAGUCAAUGUCUGACCAGCACAGAAAGCUUUUGUGAGCAGCCCCACAAUAGAGCUCUCAAACCAGUCCUGCUGGGAUGGGGGGGGGGGGGAGUGGGAGAUGGGGAGAAAGGAUAAAAGUUGAUUACCUUCACCUGUGACAGUAUAAAACGCCUCAUCAAGUUGUCAGGACGUUAGUUGUAGAGUCACUGGUGCUGGUAACCUGUUGAAGAGCCAUGAGGAGCCUCCGGCAUCAAACUAGACCAAGGUGUUUUCCCACACAGCAUCACAUAAUGGCCUCCACCGCUGCACUAUUAAUGCUGUUGCCUGUUGCUUGGACCUGCUCUCCCCAAAAAGCAGACUAUGUUAUGGUGUCAUGCUUCCCCAACGCCAUCAUUGCUAACGUCCCAGAAUGUCCAUACGGCUGGGAGAUUGACCAGCUGUCCCUGGGUGGGGUCUGUUACACUGGAAUACACAGCCCAGGCUACUACCGCUUCAUCAUCCCAGAUCUGACACCCAAAAACCACUCGUACUGCGGCACACAGUCUGAGUACAUGCCCGGCAAAGACCCCAAGUACAUCUUCUAUAACGCCAUUGUGUCCAACGAUACUUCGCUCACAGUUAGAAACCAGCCGGUCAACUACACCUUCAGCUGUAUGUACCGAGCAGCCUACCUGGUUAAUAACGCUGUUUUCAGCCAAAGCGUUUUUACUAAACCCUCUGCUUUUUCCAGAGUGGCUACAGUUUAUGUCAACAACGGGAGUUUAGGCACUUUUAGAUCACAGUUGUCUAUGAACGUGUUCACGAAUUCAAAGUUCCUGUAUGCCAAGGAUGCUCCCUAUGUGAUCGACACCUCUGAGAUCGGCUCUGAAGUCUUCAUCGGCAUUGAGGCAAAAGGACUAAGUAACAGAUUCAAAGUUGUCAUAAACAACUGCUGGGCCACUCCCUCGCCUUACUCCACUGACAGGAAGAGGUGGAGUCUCAUCAUUAACAGCUGCUCAUCUGACAACACUGUAACUAUCUUUGAGAACGCCAAAGACAGCCGCUCCAUGUUCAAGUUCAACUCUUUCCGCUUCCAACGGCUGGAGAAAGUGUCCACUGUCUGGCUUCACUGUGAGGUCCAGGUUUGUGAUGGAGAGAGGCUCAUCUGUCAGCCUGGCCCCUGCACAGCCAGAAGUUUGACAUCUGAGGCAGAACCAAGUGGCGGGAUCCUUACUGCUGAGUUUCAAGUUAAAGCUGCUGGGUCUUCUAAUAAUGGACACACAACAGGAGCAUCACUUAUCAUCCUGCUUGUGAUCCUGAUAAACACAUGUUGUGAUUUAGUAAAUGUAUCAAAAAUGUAGUAAAGCAUACAUUUCCAAUCAUACAUUAUUCAUUCAUUCAUUUAUUCAUUCAUUCAUCAACACACACACACACAGAGGGGAGUGUCACCCAGGACUCAGGGAGCGUAUGAAUACAUUCCCCCCCUUCAUCCUUUACUUGUCAUGAUCUAAUUUUCUCACAAGUAUUAUUUGUAAUUAGUACAUUUAUUGAGGCUUUGGGGAUCCAUUUGUGAAUGGA